Phytophthora sojae is the source of this 1089-nucleotide messenger RNA. RefSeq lists its product as hypothetical. Lineage: Eukaryota; Oomycota; Peronosporomycetes; Peronosporales; Peronosporaceae. The record is from RefSeq and is a predicted model, not a curated record. The transcript is spliced from 3 exons. Bases 1 to 1089 code for a protein of 362 amino acids.
AUGACGGCGGAGUGGCAGGAGGAGCUCACGACUCUGAGUCCGCGGGAGACCAAGGGUGUUGAUGUUGGCCUGGACGAUGACUCGCCUGAGGCCAAGAGAGCGCGGCGCUCGGCCAUUGAGAAGAAGUCGAGACAGAGACGGCAAAACGUGCUGCGCCGCAUGCGCCAAGAAGUGAAGCAGCUGGAGGACCACCAGUACUCGCAGUUGUCGCUGGUCACGCAGGCGCUCGAGGAGGAUCGACGGAAGCUGCUCAAGCUGCUGGAGAGCCACGAAGUCUUCCAACGCACGGCGGAGGCCAUGGCCAAAAGAACUAUCGGUGCUGGUCGUAUUACGGCUGGAGAGAGCCAAGAAGACGACGACGACGGCGUUAUCUGGGACACUGGCGUGCCUCGGAGCUCGUCGUUCGCUACUCGGGUGCGGGUCCGCACGCCAGUCGAGUGCUACGAGCUGGUUCGGGAGACGUACGAAAAGAUUAAGCGCUUCGACGACAGCGGCGGGUACUUUGAGUCGACGGGCGCCAGUUUCAUGGGCUGGACGGACAACCGCAGACUCGACGAGGACAUGGCGCUGCAGUACGGUUUCACCAAGACCUUCCCGCUCGAGAGCGCCGAGAAGCUGCUGACGCAGACCUGGGACGUCUUCACCCACCCCGACUCCAUGGCGCACCUCUCCUUCAACUCAUCGACCACGACGCGCUGGCAGGUUGUUCAGACGCUCGGCGACGAUCUCCACAUUGCCCGCCGAGACCAGAAGGUCCCGAACAUGCCGGUGACCUUCGUCAUGGUCAACAUCAUCUUCCGACUGCAGACGCCCACGGGCUACACGCUGUGCAUGCGGACGAUCCCAGCGCCCGAGCUCAUGGACGCGCUGGAGCCGCACGAGUUCUACUACGACGUCUUCCACUGGACCCACUUCAAUCAGGCGUUCGACGAGGAGGGCCGGCCGGCCGGGUGCGAGAUCUCGACGGGCGGCUACAUCCCCGACGCCAAGCAGCUCCUCGCGUCCAAGUACUGGCUGUUCGAGCUCGCCCUGUCCGUGCUGCGCUGGGAGCACAUGUGCGUGGCUCCGCUCUUCCUCAAGAGCAUUUAA